AUGACACCAGAAAACAAAAUCCGCACAGCAGCAGCACAGCCCCCAAAGGAAAUGUACAAAAUCCUGUCAGCCAUAAAGCAAGAGGCACCAGAAGAAGACAUAGACUAUUUAGGCCACAAAAUCACAAUUGCAGGCAAGACGGAAAAGACAAGAAAAUCCCCAUAUCUUUUGUAUUCCAUGAUAGAGACACUAAGGAUUGGUGCGCCCCAUAAUCCAUUUACGCUGGAGCAAGUGAAAGAGCUCUUCAAAGAAAUAAUUCACAGAGGACCAAAACAAGCAGAAGACAAAAAGAUCCUUGAGAUUAUAGCAUGUUACAGGAUGGUGAGCCUGCUGACAGACGUAAAAACCAUAAAUAAUCUAGCAGAACUUUCCCUCCUGAAUAUUUCCCAGAAGUGGAGUCUAGAGAUGCUUCAGUCCAUAGUGGAAGAAAAAGAAGAAGACCUAGGGAGAGAAAUAAAAUUAAAAAUAGCGAAGAGAGUGGCAGAAGGGUCUUCAAUUCUUGGGUUUUUCAUUGAAAAGUACCCUCUUCUAUUUAUGCCAGCCGUUAAGGAGAUAAUUUUAUCAACGAAAAAAUCAAAAAUAGAGAUAAUUAAGAGAUUUAACUCCCUGAAUAAAGAAGUUGUCACAGUGGCUGCCAUAAAGCAAGCAACAGAAAGCAGCAAAGACAAAAAGGAGUUCUUGAAAUUCGUGCAAGAAGCAUCUGUAAGACAAGAAAUUCUUAAGUACGUGGAAACACUUGCUGAAGACAGAUCACAAUGGAUCAGGUGCCAGGUACCAAAGAUUCUCUACAGAAAGUCAAAAAGCACCUUCUAUACAUCUGCAUCUGGUGCAGUCAUCCGGGAAAGUGCUGUCUCUAUAUGGAAAAAUAGACUACAAGAUACAUCAGCACAAGUAAGACAAGAAAUACUAAAGACAGCAGCACAUGAAGGCAUAAGGGACCUAAAGGAAAUACAACAGGCAAUUUUGGAAAGAAUCAGAGACACAAACAGAGACGUAAGAAAAGAAGCAAUCUCAGUUAUUUCAUCCCUGGCAGCAGAAGCAAUAGAAUAUGCACAGAGUAGUAGAGAGAAGUGUUUUAUAUGCAGAAGAAAUAAUUCUCAAAAUGAAAUAUUUAUUCCCUUGCUGCUCUCCAUAUUCAUUGAUGACCAUGCAGCACAAGUAACCAUGAUUAAGGCAGUACUGGAUUCACUUGCAAAAACAACCUCAAACACCAUGGUGCAACAAGAGAUUAUAGCAGAAAUAUUUCACAUGGUGCACAAAUCACCAGAAGACAUUGAAAAACUCACAGGAUGCGCAAGUGCCCUAGUAGCACUGGGGUUAAGUACGUACGAAGAAGUAUUUUCUUGCUCAAAACAUUCACCAACUGUCGAUUUAAUAAAGAAAAUCACCUCCCCUGGGUCUGCCACUAAACAAGAAAUAAAACUGACAGAAGACACACCAGUCUGCUUGAUUCUGAUGCACUUAGAGGGAUAUAGCAGAGGACAAAUUCCAGUGUCAUUUUUGUCUCUCCUGAAGAAACUCUCAGAGAGAAUAUCAGAAGCACUCUUCUACAGAAUUGCAAGAAUCAUAACUGUAGCACAGUACAGUGCAGUUAUGCAGUGGGGUGCACCAGAAGAGUACAAAGAAGGAGGGUACCCUAGGGCAUAUUUGGAAGCCAGACAGAUAUGCAUCACAGAAGGACAGGAUUUCUCAAUUGACUUAUCCAGAAUAGAAGAGAAUAGGUCUAUCCUAGGGAAUAUAAGCAUGGAUGUGGCAGAGCAAGAGAGAAGACUUUUUGAGUUUGGGGGUACAUUGCUUCUUAUGCUGCAAAUGGACUUCUUGGAGUGCGGUAAUAGAUCAGCCCUGUUGGAAAGAACUGUCUUCAAGUACAUUCUCUCUUGCAAGUCAUCAGAACUGCCUGAGUGCGUGGAUUGGCUCUUUUUCAAGCAGAGAUUAGUCUGCGGCAUAAGACAGCACCCAGACACAGAGAUACGUCUUAUAUUCUCUGCUAUUUUAGUUUUAAUCUACCAACGUACUACGAUAGUUUUGAAUAUAAAGGGAAUUUUAAGUCUUCUUUCAUUCUUGUGCUGGAUCUCAGUUGAGUACAGGCAGCCACGUAUAGUUGAUGCAGUCCAGUCUAUCUUCCACUCAAACACAGAACAUGCCCAGGAGAUCUUCUCUUUCUUCAUGAACUUGAAGAGAAUUAAGAUAGAAGAAGAUGAAAGACAGAAUGAGAUGUACAUCUUAUCUGAGGAGGUGACAGCAAUGCUUGUAAGAGAGACAAGCAAGCUAGGCAUAAACUCAGCACAAUACUCAAAUGAACUCCCUGAUGGAUUCUGUGAAGAACUUCGAAUACGCGGAGGAUGGGCCACCACGCUGCAGCUACUGGAUGAUGACCGGUUUAGCUCAAAUUUACUCACAGUCUUCAAGCCAAAAUAA
Nematocida ausubeli is the source of this 2418-nucleotide messenger RNA. RefSeq lists its product as uncharacterized. The record is from RefSeq and is a predicted model, not a curated record. NCBI's taxonomy places the organism in Eukaryota, Fungi, Microsporidia. The transcript has a single exon. The coding region runs from base 1 to 2418 and encodes 805 amino acids.